CCGCGGGCCGGCGGAACUACAUCUCCCGGCGCGCCCCGCGCUGACCGGCGCCGCGCAGGCGCGGGGCGGACACAAAGGGCUCGGCGAGCGCUCGCUCGCCCGCCCCGCGCUCCCCAUGGCGCUGAAGCGGAUCCAGAAGGAACUGAGUGAUCUGCAGCGAGACCCGCCGGCCCACUGUUCUGCUGGGCCUGUUGGAGAUGACUUGUUUCACUGGCAAGCAACUAUUAUGGGACCCCCUGAUAGUGCAUAUCAAGGGGGUGUGUUUUUUCUCACAGUACACUUUCCAACAGACUAUCCUUUCAAACCACCAAAAAUUGCUUUUACAACAAAAAUAUAUCACCCAAACAUAAACAGUAAUGGGAGUAUUUGUCUUGAUAUUCUGAGAUCGCAAUGGUCACCAGCUCUGACUGUAUCUAAAGUUUUAUUGUCCAUAUGCUCCUUACUUUGUGAUCCUAACCCAGAUGAUCCUUUAGUACCAGAUAUUGCACAGAUCUACAAGUCAGACAAGGAAAAAUACAACAGACACGCGAGAGAAUGGACUCAGAAAUAUGCAAUGUAAACUUGUGAAGACUUUUUCGUAUACCACAGAGUACUGUAAAUUCUAGGGUUUUUUUCAAAAUCAGAAGGAAACGGAGCACAACUUACGGUUUUGAUGUAACAUGACUCCCCUUCAAUUUUUUUUCACCCAUGUAAGUGUGUUUCUGGAGCAUGGGAGAAUAAACUUUCAAAAAUAACCUUAUGACUGUGAUAAGAAUAUUUAUCCUCUUUGUAUGCUUUGCAGAAGACAUUUAUUGGGGUUUUUAAGCGUUGGACAUCUGCAUCUUCAGACUUCAAGGUCUAUAAUGCAGUUGUGAAGCAACCAAAUUAUUUUUACUGGGAAAAGUAGCUGUUUUUAUGUGAUGAAUACUGUAUGUUUGUCAUUGAAGUAUGUUGUUGUUUCAUAAGUGUAUUCAAAUUUCUUUUUGUUAGUUCACUUACAUAAUUUGUAUUUUUUUACUGUAUAGACUAAAUAUUUUAUUUACAAUGUAAUUGUAAAAUUUCAUUUUAGACUGACUUGCUUGUGCACAGUAUUGACAAGAUACAACUGCUAGUAAUGAAAAUAAUCGGAGUAUCCCACCCCUUAGGAUAUUCUAAAGACUGACUGCAGAUUUCUUAAAACCUAAAAUGAUCUUUGCACUGUAAUUCUUUGUAUGCUGAUUAUAGAGAAACACUUGGUUUUGAUUCUGUUGCAUACUUAAUUUUAUUGCAAUGAGAACUAAUUGCACUGCUAUGUAGAGAGAUAUGUAACCAUUUUGUUGCUAUUCACAACUGAUUUUCGACGUAACACUAUCACAGACCUUUUACAAAUCUAAAUGUAGCCUUUUCCUUAUAAAUAAAAUGCAUUUUCUACUA
Myiozetetes cayanensis is the source of this 1392-nucleotide messenger RNA. RefSeq names its product ubiquitin conjugating enzyme E2 D1 (gene UBE2D1). The transcript has 7 exons. Gene Ontology annotation, cellular component: nucleus. The coding region runs from base 116 to 559 and encodes 147 amino acids. The record is from RefSeq and is a predicted model, not a curated record. Lineage: Eukaryota; Metazoa; Chordata; Aves; Passeriformes; Tyrannidae. Gene Ontology annotation, biological process: ubiquitin-dependent protein catabolic process; protein polyubiquitination. Gene Ontology annotation, molecular function: ubiquitin conjugating enzyme activity.